Culicoides brevitarsis is the source of this 2351-nucleotide messenger RNA. RefSeq names its product GTP-binding protein 2. Bases 120 to 1937 code for a protein of 605 amino acids. NCBI's taxonomy places the organism in Eukaryota, Metazoa, Arthropoda, Insecta, Diptera, Ceratopogonidae. Gene Ontology annotation, molecular function: GTPase activity; GTP binding; translation elongation factor activity. Gene Ontology annotation, biological process: translational elongation. The transcript is spliced from 3 exons. The record is from RefSeq and is a predicted model, not a curated record.
GUCUCGUUUGCCAGCUGAUUUACACGAAAUUUUUCAGAAAAAAAUUGUUUUCGUGGAAUAAAUUUUCUUAUUUUUUGUGGCGCGAAGCAGCACCAACUUUUGACGAAUUCCAAGCAAAAAUGGAUGGAUUUUUCAGUCUUUUUGAUCCGUCGGAGGACGACAAUGCGGGAUCCGAGACGCGACAUCGCACGAACGGACAUCAUCCGCGUUACAAAGACACGAACGGCAAUUCGCGGCAUCACAGCAACAUCAAAAAAUAUCGCGGCGAAAAUGGGCGCGAAGAACAUCAAAUUUUGGACUUUGAUCAGGGCAAGUUGCCGCCCGAACCGCAACUCGGCAACAUUGAGUACAAAUUGAAGCUGAUAAAUCCGGGGGCGCAACGUUUGGAGCAUUUGGUGACACAGAUGAAGUGGCGUUUGAGGGAAGGCGCCGGCGAAGCAAUUUACGAGAUUGGCGUUUCGGAUAACGGGCAGUUGUAUGGAUUGACGGAAAAUGACAUGAAUGCGUCGUUGCAGACUUUGACGACGAUGGCGCAGAAAUUGGGUGCGACGACGAACGUUCUGAGGAGGAAAAGUAUUCCAGGUCGUCGUUCAGUUUGCGAAGUCCUCGUACGCAAAAUUCCCGAAGAUCAGCACAACAUCGAGCUCCGCGUCGCAGUUUUAGGCGCCAACGAUGCCGGAAAAUCCACUCUCCUCGGCGUCUUAACGCAAAACGAGAUGGAUAACGGUCGCGGAAGGGCUCGUCUCAACAUGUUCCGGCAUCUGCACGAAAUCCAAACGGGUCGAACUUCCUGCAUCAGUCACGAAACACUCGGCUUCGAUGCCGAUGGCAACGUCAUCAACUACGGCGGCGGCGAAAUGAUUACCGCGGAAGAAAUUAGCGACAAAUCGACAAAGCUCGUGUCAUUCAUGGACUGCGCCGGCUAUCGACGCUACAUGAAAACCACGGUUCACGCAUUAUCGGGCUACUUACCGAACAUUGCGUGCUUGGUAAUUUCCGCAGCGGGCGUUAACAAAUCUCUCGGCACCAAUACGGAGGAACACAUGCAAAUAAUUCGCGCUCUCGGGAUGCCCUUCUUCUGUGUCAUCACGAAAAUCGAUUUGACAUCGCCCGAGUUGACAAUUCGCGAAUUGACGCUGUUUCUCACCUCGAUCGGAUGUCGCAAAGUGCCAUAUGUCAUUUAUAACGAAGACGAUGUGCUAACUGCGAAUGCUCGUCUCUCCGAAAAUGUCGUUCCAAUCUUUUGCGUUUCCAAUGUCACGGGCGUGGGACUUGAUUUAUUGAGCAAAUUCCUCUUUGUACUGUCGCCAGACACGAGCAACACGGAAAAAGAGCGUUUGGAGAAGGAACCGAUCCUCUUUCACAUCGACGAGAUCUUCAAAGUUGCCGAAAUUGGUCUCGUGGCGGGCGGAUUGCUCGUGAAAGGAAUUAUUACGGAAAAUACAAAAGCUAAAGUUGGUCCCCUGAACGACGGAUCCUUCCAACCGAUCGAAAUUCAAACGAUUCAUCGGAACAAAGCGCCAUGCCGCAUCGUCAAGGCAUUGCAAAGUGCAUCACUUUCCUUCGCGGAUGCCGAAAACUUACCUCAAAUUCGCAGCGGAAUGGUAAUUCUCGCGAAUGAUGAUGACGACGACGAAGGCCCGCCAUUUGGGUCGUACUUCUUUCAGGCAACCAUCAGUGUGCUGCAUCACAAAACGACAAUUAACGCGGGAUUCCAAUGCACCGUGCACAUCAACUCGAUACGACAAACUGCCAUUAUCGAAGGUAUUAUGGGCUCCCAGGGCCUCUCGACGGGCAAAUCUGGCUCGGCGUUAUUCCGCUUCGUCGGGCAUCCGGAAUACGUUAAACCGGGCAUGAGAAUUCUCUUCAGAGAAGGGGCGACAAAAGGCAUUGGAACAGUAACGCAAGUCUUUGCCUUGAACGAAAAAGCUUGUUAAGCCCUUUUCUGACUUUUAAGCUUUCAAACGUGAAUUAAAAUUCGUACAAGAUACGAACCAACUUUUAUUAAACUACUUCUUAAGUUCAGAAAAAAUACAAAACAUGACGUUCAACAAAAAAAGAGAAAUAUCAUAAAAUAUUCUGUGAUUUCGCUUAAAAAUAAUUUUUUUCUAUAGUAACUUAAAUAAUCACGUAGAGUAAAAAAAUAGCAAUAUCGCUCAAAACUGAAUUUCAACAAAAAAUUUUUUCUAAUAUUUAGACGAUAGAAACAAAAAAUUAAUUUAUUUUUCAUCUCAUUUUACUUUAAAAAAAAACUUUUCAAAUUAGAAGGAAAGCUUUCAAGAAUUAAACAAAAAGUUGUAUUAUACUUAUAAAUAUUAAUUAAUAGUGAAUUUGACGUGAGUUUGUUCCUU